UCUCUCUCUCUUUUCUUUGGCAGAAGAUCCCAAACCGGAUCUCAUCUCCCGCCUGGAAGGAGGAGGAGACCCCUUUGACCAGGGCUCCAUGGAAGGAGAAGGACCUGCAGGUAAUGAGCAGCAGAGAGGGAACUAUGAGGAGCCACCUGCCACGUCAAUGGAAAUUACGGAGCCUUUCAUGGAAACAGAAGAGGAGUUUGGAAAUCAAAAGGAACUGAAAAGAAAAAGGGGAAACCAAAGGAAGAACGAGGACAACAACUCCUCUGUCCCUCAUGAUGCCAUAGGCUUAGAUCAAGAAGAGUGUCCGGUCUGUGGGAGAAUAUGCAACUGUAAAUCACAAUUGAACACACACUUAAGCGUUCUCAUGGGAAAGACACCAUACGAAUGCAUGGAGUGUGGGAAGAGCUUCAGUCAGAGUGGACAUCUACACACACAUCAAAGAACCCACACAGGGGAGAAACCCUAUAAAUGCAUGGACUGCGGGAAGAGCUUCAGUCAGAGUGGACAUCUACGUUCACAUCAAAGAAGCCACACAGGAGAAAGGCCAUAUAAAUGCAUGGAAUGUGAGAAGAGUUUCAGUCACAGUGGAAAUCUACAUUCACAUCAAAGAACCCACACAGGAGAGAAACCCUAUAAAUGCAUGGAAUGUGGGAAGAGCUUCAGUCAGAGUGGAAAUCUACACACACAUCAAAGAA
Molecule: messenger RNA, 695 nt
Organism: Sceloporus undulatus (fence lizard)
Lineage: Eukaryota; Metazoa; Chordata; Lepidosauria; Squamata; Phrynosomatidae
Product: gastrula zinc finger protein XlCGF49.1-like
Exons: 2
Biological process (GO): regulation of transcription by RNA polymerase II
Molecular function (GO): DNA-binding transcription factor activity; RNA polymerase II cis-regulatory region sequence-specific DNA binding
Source: RefSeq, a predicted model, not a curated record